Seriola dumerili (greater amberjack) is the source of this 2074-nucleotide messenger RNA. RefSeq lists its product as uncharacterized. Gene Ontology annotation, biological process: immune response; protein polyubiquitination; antigen processing and presentation of peptide antigen via MHC class II. Gene Ontology annotation, cellular component: cytoplasm; late endosome membrane; lysosome. The transcript has 7 exons. Lineage: Eukaryota; Metazoa; Chordata; Actinopteri; Carangiformes; Carangidae. Bases 351 to 2033 code for a protein of 560 amino acids. The record is from RefSeq and is a predicted model, not a curated record. Gene Ontology annotation, molecular function: ubiquitin protein ligase activity; MHC protein binding; zinc ion binding.
UCCCUGUCUCUCUCUCUCUCUCUCAGCAGGAGGGCAGAGGAGGAGGGGGAGGAGGUGGUUCGCACUGUUGAGUAGCUUCCCAGUCGUCAUGACGACCUCACACCCCACCAUCUCCAGAGCUGUCUUCCUGUUGCCACGGUGACCUGAUCCUGUUCCAUCUCUGCUCUUCUUGAUGAUCCGGAUCGGGCUGAUAAAGGAGAGCGACCCUGGAGCGCUGUCUCCUUUCCCUGAAAACAGCCCGUUGAUGGGACAGCGAAUCACACGAAGGGACGAGGAUCGGAGGACAGGAAGGCGCGGCGAGGUGGGAAUGCUGUGGGAGUAACGCCGGAGUGUUGCCUGGAAACAGCAGCAUGCCAGUACAACAGAUAACUGUGGUGCCAGCCAGGGAGACAGCCAGUAACGGCAAGAGUGCUCCGCGCUCCAAAGACAAAAAUGAGGGGAGGAAGGCCCCUGGGCGCUCAGGGAGUCGAUCCAGCAACAUCUCCAAGGCCAGCAACUCUACAACAGGACUGACUACAGCCUCAAGGACAUCGAUCACCCCGUCUUCUCAGGACAUAUGCAGCUCUGGCCAGCUGACCCGUUUAGAGGAGGAUGCCUCUGAAUCACACAAACACAGCAAGCACGCACAUACCUCUGCAAUGACAGUCACCAGCACAACUCUGGGCUCGUCAUCUCAGGCCCAUAAGAAGCAGGUGAAGCGUCGUCACCGCCGCAAAAGGAGCAGCUGCACCGCCUUCGACUGCGUGGAAACCAACGGCAAACAGGAGCAGACAGACCGCAGCGACCGCAGCCCGAGCUCUGACCGCAGCGAGAGGGGGGAAAAGAGGGAGCGGUCUUUCAAGAGCCGACGGGAGCUCCCACCUCGCCUCCGCUGCUCAGCUGCCCCACAGUCUGAUUCCUCCUCAGAGGACGAGGUGAGCCGUGAAGCCCGCAGCUGGAGCAAAGAGAAAGCCCGAAGAGCACGCCGCCGCAGCGGGAGCAGCCGUGAGAGGGAAGGGGCGAACAGCGGUAAAGGAGGCGAAGACAAAGCAGAUAUGGAGCUGCAGUCGGUGGGUUCUGAUGAUGGGAGGGAGAACCAGCCUCUGGUGGAGGACACCGGAGGCCUUAAGAAGCGGCACGGCAGCCGGGGCUCAAUGAAGAGAGACGGACAUGGUUCACAGAGGGAAUGCUCACAAACCAGAGAUAAGGAGAAGAGCAACAAGGCACGCAGCCCAGGAGGCAGCUCUUCACUGGCAGAGGACACUGAGGAGCUCAUUACCAAGAGAUACCAAGAAAAGGGGUCAGGGGGUGGAGACAUGUCAGUUCCCACACCGCAGAAACACUGUGGUGUGAAUGGAGGCACACCCCGGCACUGCUCUGACGACUCUGAGCUUGAGGUCUGCAGGAUUUGCCACUGUGAGGGGGAUGACGAGUGCCCAUUGAUAAUGCCUUGUCGCUGCACAGGGAGCCUGAGUUUCGUCCACCAGGCUUGUCUCAACCAGUGGAUCAAAUCCUCAGAUACUCGCUGCUGUGAACUCUGCAAGUUUGACUUCAUUAUGGAGACGAAGCUCAAACCUUUACGGAAGUGGGAGAGACUACACAUGUCGAAGAGUGAGAGGAGAAAGAUCUUCUGUUCAGUGUUGUUUCACCUGAUAGCAAUAGUGUGUAUGUUGUGGUCAGUCUACGUUCUGGUCAAGAGAACCGCUGAAGAAAUCAGACUUGGGAAGAACGGUGUGCUGGAGUGGCCCUUCUGGACCAAACUGAUCGUGGUGGCCAUAGGCUUCACAGGCGGCCUCAUCUUCAUGUACAUUCAGUGUAAAGUGUACCUGCAGCUGUGGCGCCGCCUCAAGGCGUUUAACCGCAUCAUCACUGUGCAGAACUGCCCCGAGAAAGACCUGCACAACUCUCAGGCCCGGCCCAGCACCCUCACCAAUGGCAGGCAUGAAACUGUGGAGGUCCCAGUCGGCCCGGCCCCUGUCCUGGCUCCAGAGGCACAGAUGGACUCAGACAUGUCAGUAGAGGCUGCAGUGGCACCGGCACAAAACCCUGUCUGACUGAUUCUCCAUCCAAUCAGUAAAGUUCUGAGUCACACCUU